Colletotrichum paranaense is the source of this 459-nucleotide messenger RNA. RefSeq names its product carboxylesterase. The record is from RefSeq and is a predicted model, not a curated record. The transcript has 2 exons. Lineage: Eukaryota; Fungi; Ascomycota; Sordariomycetes; Glomerellales; Glomerellaceae. Bases 1 to 459 code for a protein of 152 amino acids.
AUGCAGCCGAAUAAAUCAGACGCGUACUGGAACGACUUCAACUCCAGGUACUACACCUGCGGUACGGCCAUCAGGAUCAGCCAGACUGCGGACGAUGGGAUGCUGGCCUGGAGGUGCCGGCAUUUCGGAGACUUUCCCAACCUGGCCAUCUCUGCCAACCCACCCAGCGGAGCCUAUCACGGUGCCGAACUUUCACCUCUUUUCGGCACGCUGCCUCAGAAGCUGCCCAGCACUGCAGUCGAGCUGGCGACUGCUGAGUUUCUUCGGGGGGCGUGGACGACCUUUGCCAAAGAUACUUCAUCUGGCUUACUUGGCUACGUUGGUGGAUGGCCGAUCCAUGAUCCCGCUCAGCUUACCCUUGCUCAAAUUGCGCGUGACAACCAGACGGGAACAAAUUUGGGUCUCGGGAGCUCAUUUGAUGGGAUUUGCUUGUCUUUGCCGGCGAUUCCUCUUUCCUAG